AUGGGUGACGCAUUGCAGGACCUGCUCAUCAUUUACGAGUCGGAGGCCGAGCAGUGGGCAACCUACAUGCGCUCCGUCCUGGCCGGACCCAUCCCGGAGUCCAACAUCUGUUGCUAUGACAUCGCCAAGGUGAACAGUCGUCGGGACGACUUCCUGCGACUGGGCGGUUACAAGUGCAAGCUGCUGAUCCUGUCCACGGGCAUGCUGGAGGGUCUGUGCCAACUACGACGCUUCUUCCUUGCCCGCGUGCUGCACCCUUCGUCACAUGUGGUUGUGCUCCUCUGUGGGGUGGAGAGCCUGGUGCCCCUGCUGGAGCUGGUGCCUCUUAAAGGGGACGAAUGCCUACAGAUCUCCAGUGAACAGGACGCCCAGGACUAUGUGUCCGCUGUGGCCGAGAUUGUGAAGAGAGGUGAGAAGACAUCUCCCCAUAAACCUGCGACAGAAGAUUUCCCUGAGAAGAGGAAAUCCACAGGGGCGCUGACCAUCAAACCCUUUCUCCUGGUCCUACCCUCCAGAGUCUCAUGUGAGAAUCCUGGAGAGAUUUUCAUCCUUUUGCGAGAGGCCGUUGCCAGCAAAGAUGCUGAGGUGGAGUUUAGCUCCACCGAACAGAGAGUGAAGAUGAAGCCUGUAAACUGGAACGACUUCAUCCUUAGUGUAAACGCUGCAGACUUCCCACCGGGAAACAUCACGGUCACUUUGUACUGUGGUGGAGUGGUUAAAGGGAAAGCUCGGGUACAGUAUUACAACACCAUGGGCGAGAUCACGCGCCUACUCAAACAAGCUGCCGACCCCGUGGACUUCAUGUGCCAGGCCUUUCAGGUGAGCUCAGUAGAGAAGCUGGAUCAGACCCUGACUGUGUCCCUGAUGCAGAAGAUGCCAGUGGGUGCUUUCCAAGGCCUGCAGACUGACCUGGGUCCCACUGAGGCCAUACAUUCAGAGGACAUCCCCACAUUGCUCCACUUGGCUGCCCAGCAUGGGCUGAGGGGUGUGGCCAGUGUGCUUCUGCAGUGUCCUGGAGCCCAACAGGCCCUGAGGACAGCCAAUCGGCACGGACACACACCCCUGGAGCUUGCCCAACGUCACGGUCACACCCAGCUUCACAUCCUCCUGCAGGAAACAUUGGUGAUGAACAGUAGAGCAAAGAGAGACGACGAAACGAGCGUGUAUGAGAUGAUGGGGACGACACCUCCUGCUGGUCGUGUCAAGGAAGCUGACGGCCGGGCAGAGGAACAGAGCGGGGGAGGAGACAAGGAAGAGGAUGAAGAUGAGGAUGAGGAGGAUCCCUACGCCCCUCUGGGCAUAAACGACGAAGAGUACGACACCAUCCUGACCGCCAACAAUCCGGUCGUAAUCGCCAAUCGGCCGCCCGCCCCAGCCCCUCGGCCAGAGACCCUCCCCACGAAAGAGGACAGCACGCCGGUCAUCGCUCGAGUCUUCCAGAAGAAAAUGUCUCAGGGGGAUACAGACACACUCUACUCUCUCCCAACCAAACAAGCAAGGGGGCGGGACAGCAUCUCCUCCACCUAUGACACGUUUGUGCCCAGUCAGCCCCCGGGGCUGGAGGAGCUCAUCGAGCUUCAGGAGAAGGUGAAGAGAGGGUCGCUGACCAUGGACGAGGCACUGGAACGUUUUAGUGACUGGCAGAGGGUGCAGAGGGGCCUGGAUGCCAUCCAGCAGGAGAAGCUACGUCAACUGAGAGCAAGCAUUAUCAACAACAGAGAGGAUGAUGAUGGUGUCUACGAUAAAAUCAGCAUCAUACAUCACACGCCAAAUGUGAAUGCCAACAAUGGGCGAAGAGUUAGUCAGACAUCAGAAACAGAAUUCUACAGCAAACCUCUCAAAGGGCAACAUUCAAAUCUCUUUGGGAAGGCAGACAAGCAGUGA
Messenger RNA from Chanos chanos (milkfish), 1884 nucleotides. Its product is annotated as B-cell scaffold protein with ankyrin repeats-like. The record is from RefSeq and is a predicted model, not a curated record. Bases 1 to 1884 code for a protein of 627 amino acids. Gene Ontology annotation, molecular function: signaling receptor binding; protein tyrosine kinase binding. The transcript has 17 exons. Gene Ontology annotation, biological process: negative regulation of B cell activation; B cell activation; negative regulation of phosphatidylinositol 3-kinase/protein kinase B signal transduction. NCBI's taxonomy places the organism in Eukaryota, Metazoa, Chordata, Actinopteri, Gonorynchiformes, Chanidae.